Messenger RNA from Equus caballus (horse), 4482 nucleotides. It is a transcript of the gene SUDS3, whose product is annotated as SDS3 homolog, SIN3A corepressor complex component. Gene Ontology annotation, biological process: negative regulation of transcription by RNA polymerase II. The record is from RefSeq and is a predicted model, not a curated record. Gene Ontology annotation, molecular function: histone deacetylase binding. Lineage: Eukaryota; Metazoa; Chordata; Mammalia; Perissodactyla; Equidae. Gene Ontology annotation, cellular component: Sin3-type complex.
GCCCCCGUUGCCGAGCGCGGGCGCGAGGGGCGGAGCUUGGCGGAGCAGGGGAAGGGGUCGCCGCGGCUCCCGCUCUUCGAGUUGGCGGCUCCCUCGGGCGCUGCUAGGCGGACGUCGGGUCCGCAGGGCGGGUGGCCGCGGUCGCCCGGCGGCACGCUCAGCUGCGGUCAGGGGCGACAUGAGUGCGGCGGGGCUGUUGGCUCCGGCCCCGGCCCCGGCCGGAGCGCCGCCGGCCGCGGAGUACUACCCUGAGGAGGACGAGGAGCUGGAGAGCGCCGAGGAGGACGAGCGCAGCUGCCGGGGCCGCGAGUCCGACGAAGACACUGAGGAUGCUAGUGAAACUGACCUGGCAAAGCAUGACGAGGAAGACUAUGUAGAAAUGAAGGAACAGAUGUAUCAGGAUAAACUGGCUUCUCUCAAGAGACAGUUGCAGCAACUUCAGGAAGGUACAUUACAGGAAUAUCAGAAAAGGAUGAAAAAACUAGAUCAACAGUACAGAGAGAGAAUACGAAAUGCAGAACUCUUCCUGCAGCUGGAAACUGAACAAGUGGAAAGAAAUUACAUUAAAGAAAAGAAGGCAGCAGUGAAAGAAUUUGAAGACAAGAAGGUUGAGCUGAAAGAGAACCUGAUUGCUGAGCUAGAAGAAAAGAAGAAAAUGAUUGAAAAUGAAAAGCUCACAAUGGAACUGACUGGAGAUUCUAUGGAAGUGAAACCCAUCAUGACCAGAAAGUUGCGGAGGCGACCAAAUGAUCCCGUCCCCAUCCCAGACAAGAGGAGAAAACCUGCUCCUGCCCAGCUAAACUAUUUGUUAACAGACGAACAGAUCAUGGAGGAUCUGAGAACGUUAAAUAAGCUUAAGUCGCCCAAGAGACCAGCAUCCCCGUCCUCCCCUGAACACUUGCCUGCCACACCUGCGGAGUCUCCAGCCCAGAGAUUUGAAGCUCGGAUAGAAGAUGGCAAACUGUACUAUGAUAAAAGAUGGUACCACAAGAGCCAAGCCAUCUAUCUGGAGUCAAAGGACAACCAGAAACUGAGCUGUGUCAUCAGCUCUGUGGGGGCCAAUGAGAUCUGGGUGAGGAAGACAAGCGACAGCACCAAGAUGAGGAUUUACUUGGGCCAGCUUCAGCGCGGGCUCUUUGUCAUCCGCCGGAGGUCAGCGGCUUGACUUUCUACAGUGUUCUUCCCUUGACCCUAUUUCUGGAGUGGUUUUUGGUUUGGUUUGGUUUGGUUUUCUUCUUAAUAGAGUUUUUAACUUGGAAAUUGCUCCUUGGCCUUGGAAAAUGGAGAACACUGUUGUGGAUUCUGCACGGCACUUUUGUGGCCAGCCACUUCCAUCUUUGUGUCAUUCUUUCCGGCCUCGACUUCUUCCAGCCAUCAGUCCCCAUGAGACUGUUUUACUUUUGGGAGUGUUGAGAGUUUGAUUUACUUAUGUCUUUAGUUUUUGCUUAUACUUUGUCCUUUUUUUAAGCCUCCUUUGAGUUUGAAGGGACAUCUCUCUUUAUUAAUCAUCUUUCGGUCUUUCUGCCAUGAAGAGGAGCAGGAAGGGAUCCACUCUGCGGUGCGUUUUCAUGCUUUCAGUCUGAUUAGUGGACCACGUACCUACUUCACUUGUUGAACCCAAUUCACUAUUUGCCCAGAAGCUUGGGGCAGAGGUCCUAGUAGAAGGAGAUUAGUUCUCCUGGCUCUCAGCCUUCUUGGAGAAAUAAAUGCCUGGUGUAACAUCUGGCGUAUGCCAUCUACUCCACAGGCUGAACGACAGAAAAAUAUGCCUGGGAGCCUACGUGCACUGAAGUAAAUCGGGCUUGGGGGAGGGGGCCUUUCAUAUUCAUAAUGUGCUGAAGGUACCAUAUUUUAAAUGUUAUUUAAUGCAGGUGGUUUAUUCAAACACAUUUGUUCUAGCUCAAGCUGGAACAAGAAGUGGUCAUUUCAGAAGUUUUCAUUUGUAGUUCAUUUCUCUCCCCUGCUCCCAGGUAGAUGGAGUGGGACCUGCCACAGGCUGAUGAUUGGGUUAUCUCUUGUAGGUGGGGAGGUGGGAUUGAUAGUGCAAUAAUCGGUGAUCUGUAGACUCUCACUCAUAACUCAAAGUGCCCUCUUGUCGCUGAUGCCAGUAUUGCACACUGGCUGUUCCAAGCUCGUGGAACCCUGUUGUUGGCACUCCCAGCCUCCCAGGAGAUCUCCCCGGAGAUCUGGCCUAGGUUGAAGACAAAGAAAGCUCUGCUGUGGCUCCACUAAGCCAGCGCUCUUCCUAGUGAAUCCUGAUGAAACAGCCUUCCUGCACUCCCUGCUCCCUCUCCCUCAUUCCCAUAGUUGGACUAAUGAUUCGUUGGGUGAUGGGGUUUUCUAUGUUCUGGUUGCCACCUUAAGAUGUUUAAAGAACUUGCGGUUUGAGUAAGUGUUAGCCUCUGUGGGAACUCAGUAGACCUUAGACUCCCCAGGAAAUCUUAAUUCCCCUGGUCUCAAGUGAUUCUCUCCAUGUUGUCCCUUGACGUACACACCCCAAAGCAACCUGGGGGUCUGUGAUGACAAGUAAAUCAGCUUCUCGUAAGUCCUGGCUUUCAUCAGAGACCAAACCUUACUCACUCGGAGUAAAGAUUUGUACAGCUAUGUUUUUGUGUUAAUUUAUAACCCAUUUUUUUCCUCUCAUUUUUUUUCUGGUGUUGGAGUCUUAUUUAGAAAACAGGAUAAAUGAUGCUCAUUUAUUAAAAGUUGCCUGGGUGUUCUGUGUUUUUUCUGCCCCCCACCCCCCGGUCCUCCUUGUUAUGAUGUUUACUAUAGUGAACCAAGUCCACAGUAAACAGGGGCUUCACCUUUUGUUUCUUCUUGGUGGCCUUUGCUGUAAGGGAGGACCUCUCCUGAAUUGUCACCAGUGUGUGUAACAUCCCAGAUUGUCAGGUAGCUAUUGGUUAUUAUCUAGUGCUCUGUGAUAGAAAUUUAUUUAGAUAUAUUAAGUGUGUGUUGUUAUCAAAGGUGUUUUUUUUUUUUUUUAAAUGAUCAUCUUAUUUGUCUUCCUAACAGUACACACCAAAGUUUGUUUUUUAGGAAAGGAUUGUAUUGAUGACCAUUGGGGGUUCAGCAUCGAAGCAGCAGCAAGUUGCCUUUUUUCCUCGCCUUGUCUGGUGGCAUCUCUGUGCUUUUGUGAAAUCACCAUUUGAAGACCAGGGUGUGGGUGCUUUGCCCUUUGCUCUUCUGUAAAUUUGAGUGUUUCAGGCCAUGCUUCACGCAAUCUCAGCCCCAUCACUGCCUUCUGCUCCUCAAUAUCCUCCCAACCCUUAAUCAUGAUCUAGUGAGGAUGGGGGGAAAUGUGAAGUAGACUUGAGACACAGCACAGUAAAUUAUAUUCCUAAUCUCGGAAGAUUUAAUAUGUUAGUCACCCUAGGGAUGAAAAGUCCGCAGCCCCUGUGCUGACCAGCCCCUGUGCUGCCCAGGGGUGGAAGAGCUCCCUUGUUAGGAGGUGGAGGUACUUUUGUGGUGGGCAGAAGCGAACUAGAGGGGAAAAACAGACUUUGAAAUUCCUAGAAUAAGAAGGGGCUGGCUUUUAGCCCAGGUGGCCACACUUAUUCCAAAAGGUCUUUGUCUCUCACUAGACCCCGGAGAACCAGAUGAAUUCCCAAAUUCAGACUAUUUCCUACAAGUGAUACUUGGAAAAAAGUUGGUCCGAACACUUCUGAUCAAAAACCUGUAUGUGUGUUACUCUGAUUAAGAACCUUUACAUUUGUUGUUCUAAUCAGGAACUUCUCCGUGUGUUUUGUUCGAGGCGUCUGCCUCAGUAUUAUACACAGUGUUUGCUAUGGAUAUGUCCCCAUAUUUAUUUUACCUCUGCUUGGGGGUUUUUAUGUGCCCUCCACCCAGACUCCCUCUCUCCUAAGCCAGUGUCCUCUUGGACAAUUUCCAGAUUUCUGUAGCCAUACCAAAGCCAGGAUGUUUUCAUUCAUUUGCAUACCAGUAUUUAUGGAUGUCUAACUACCUAACUUAAUUUUUUAAAAAAAUACUUGUAAGUGGGGCCAGUGUAAGAUCCCAGAGGCUGAUCUGCAAAUAAAGCGGCUUACAAUGUGUGCAAGACCCUGUGUUCAGGAUUUGGUGACUUUUCUAAGAGAAAUAUUGGGGGUGGGGUGGGAUUGGUUGCAUUUUUUUACCUAACUCGAGGGGGAAAAUCCUAUUUUUUACAAUAUUUUUGGUUUUGUUUUUCUAUUAACAUUUCCUUUUAGCCUCGAAUCUUUGCUAAAUUUCCUCCUGACUUAAAAAUCUUGUUUCUAAUCUGGGAAUUUGAAAUCUUGGUAUUAAUGUUAUACCAAUUUUUCCAAAGAGUUCAAACCACUUUAAUACCAGAACAUGGUAAAAAAAUUUGCAGCCAUUUCAAGCAUCUGGUGGGCUUUUUAUAUGACAUCAUUAUCUGGUACCGAUAAAUGUUCUGAGAGGUGAAUGUAAGAUGUAAAAAGUAUAGGUUUUGUUUUUAAUAACAAUAAACUUUCAAAGAGAAAACCA